Molecule: messenger RNA, 1515 nt
Organism: Alternaria triticimaculans
Lineage: Eukaryota; Fungi; Ascomycota; Dothideomycetes; Pleosporales; Pleosporaceae
Exons: 3
Coding region: 1-1515 (504 amino acids)
Source: RefSeq, a predicted model, not a curated record
AUGGUUGAAAGAGCCGGCAUGUUUGCACAAGGUCACCAUGAGAAGCUUUUGAAGGCCCUGAAUGGAGAAGAGAGAAGUAGGGCCUUGUCCGACUGGCUGUACCAGUAUUGGUUCUUUUGCUUCAAGACCGCCAAACACUGGGGUAAAGGACCAAGGAUAUGGACGGCGGAGCUUUUGAACUUCGAACAGUAUCUUUCCACAGGCCGUUCUAGUCUUCCAGGAACGCCCCAGGAUUUGACACACGGCUCCACACCACAUAGCGACGAUGAGCCAACGCCACCUUCGGAUCUUUGUCGAUGGUACGUUCAUGUGCAUGAGCAGCGAUAUGAGCCGAUACCGGAAGACGUAUCUGAACCCCGAGCCUUCCCUCAGCCCGACCCUGAUGACGAUACCACCUGGGCAUCGUGGUCUCCAAGUGAGCAGCAAGCUUCAUUGCAGGCGCACCUGCGAAAUGCGCUUGAACACAAUGACUUCAGCCCUACCCCUGCCGCCGAUCUCCCUGUCGCAAUUCCACAGAUUGCCAAAGCUGCAGACGAGGAACGUUCGAGCGAGUUGCUCGUCGAGUCUCUUGGUUUCAGCAUCAUGAGUCGAAAUCUUGAUCAGAUUGAGCGACUCUUCCUGCAGUUACGGGCCAAACACAUCGAUCCAGCAUUAGUGCAUCCAUUUCAUCUAGCAACGAGUUUCCUCGAUGGGUCUAAAUCUUGUUGCGAUGUGUUCGUUGUGGUCUCGCAGUUUGUCCCUCCAGGCCAUGUCUCUGAGAUGUACCUGGAUGAGCAUGGUCACACCAUACUUGACAACCUGAUGAUCACGAUCAUCAAGUCUCACACAAGCGCAAAACCAGUUGUUGUAGACGACAAUCUCAAAGACGUCUCACGCUUCAUCGGAGAAGAAGUCGAUAUUUGUGGCCGUUGGGAUGCAGACUCCCCUUGCUGUGAUCACGAGGAGCUUACGGCUGCAGGACUUGCAGAGGAGAUUCAAUCUGUACCAGCAUUCGAGACUUGGAACACCGAGCUCAGGACAGGAUGGACUGCACUGGCCGGCGUACUACGUCGUUGUGAGACCGCGCAUGUCGAGCAGGUCGGCAACAAAUACAACGACGCAGAGUCGAGUGACGAUGAUGUCCAUUUUAUGGGAUCCACUGAGCCUGAUCGCAAUUUGCUGGACGAACAUCGCUAUGGAAACGACAUUCCGCUCUGCUUUUAUGGGAGGAAAGAUCUCGGUACAUUAUGGUGUUCGGUUCAAGCGGAAUAUCUGUCGUAUCGACGUCUUAACGACGGACUUGCCUGGACGUCGCGGUAUUUUUCGAUGGAGACUCUACGAAAGCAGCUAGAGCAAGAUGAAGACCUUGUGGUGGGAUAUGCUGAGUACAGUUUAUUGAAAGCUCACUGUGCCUGCCACAGCUUCGGUCGCUUUCCGAUGACGCUGCUGGAUGACGCGAUCGAUCCUAAUCUUGCAAAUCUCGAUGUCUGGGGGAGGGCCACAUAUGAAGGAAUCGAUUUCGAAUGGUGGGAAUAG